AGGAAUGAGAUGCAUCCUUGCUAACAACUGCGAGACAAGCGUGGAGACCUAUGAAUGUAGAUGCAUGCAUUUCGUUAUUGAUGAUAUCCAAGUCUGACAAACAAUACAUAGAAUAGGCUUGUCCACGUUUGAAAUAGCACACUGAUCGCAACCAACAAGGAUGUUUAAAAAAUUCGAUGAUAAGGAAAAUGUAUCCAACUGUAUACAGCUUAAAACCUCAGUGAUCAAGGGAAUCAAAAACCAACUAUUGGAUCAGUUCCCUGACAUAGAGUCAUGGCUCAACCACAUCAUGCCGAAAAAAGACCCAGUCAAAAUAGUGAGAUGCCACGAACAUAUUGAAAUACUGACGGUGAAUGGAGAACUGCUCUUCUUCAGACAAAGAGAAGGACCGUUUUACCCAACUCUCAGACUGCUGCAUAAAUAUCCAUUUAUUCUCCCACACCAGCAAGUAGACAAGGGUGCCAUCAAAUUUGUCUUAAGCGGAGCCAAUAUCAUGUGUCCUGGAUUGACUUCACCUGGUGCCAAACUCUAUCCAGCUGCCUCAGACACAGUAGUUGCCAUAAUGGCAGAGGGCAAACAACAUGCACUUUGUGUUGGGGUUAUGAAGAUGUCUGCAGAAAGCAUAGAGAAAGUCAACAAGGGCAUUGGGAUCGAAAAUGUUCAUUAUCUAAAUGAUGGACUGUGGCACAUGAAGACUUAUAAGUGAUGUCACACCCCUUCUGGACAACGUGGAUCUCUUGACAGUGAGGCCUAGGCAGCCAGUCAAUUGUUUACACUGAUGGACUUAGCUGUGUAAUUAGCUGAUGGCUUUGAAUCAAUCCCCAAUUGAUGCACAAAUAAAAUUCUGCAUUCA
Messenger RNA from Osmerus eperlanus (European smelt), 853 nucleotides. It is a transcript of the gene mcts1, whose product is annotated as MCTS1 re-initiation and release factor. The record is from RefSeq and is a predicted model, not a curated record. Gene Ontology annotation, biological process: formation of translation preinitiation complex. Bases 161 to 706 code for a protein of 181 amino acids. The transcript is spliced from 6 exons. NCBI's taxonomy places the organism in Eukaryota, Metazoa, Chordata, Actinopteri, Osmeriformes, Osmeridae. Gene Ontology annotation, molecular function: RNA binding.